Messenger RNA from Brugia malayi, 258 nucleotides. RefSeq lists its product as uncharacterized. The record is from RefSeq and is a predicted model, not a curated record. The transcript is spliced from 3 exons. The coding region runs from base 1 to 258 and encodes 85 amino acids. Lineage: Eukaryota; Metazoa; Nematoda; Chromadorea; Rhabditida; Onchocercidae. Gene Ontology annotation, biological process: G protein-coupled receptor signaling pathway. Gene Ontology annotation, molecular function: G protein-coupled receptor activity. Gene Ontology annotation, cellular component: membrane.
AUGAGCGGUACUGUAGCACUAUGUUGCUUUUUUGCGCCAAAAGUAUAUAUUGCCGUAUGUCAGCCAUACAAAAAUGUUCGCAUGCGGCAAAGCGCUGUUGGUCAUUUGGUUAAUCAACAAAUGAGGUUUAUGAGUCAAAUAGCCACCACGGAAGUACCAAAUAGCAUUCUUUCCACAUCUGUGGUUGAUUGCUCGUCCUACCCGCAUUUUGUAUCCUGUAGCAUUGUUGAGGGACUUCAGCAGAAAAGAAUUCUAUAA